UCCUGGUUAGGUUGUAAAGUUAGGAGACGAUUUUCAAUGGCGGCUUCUUCGCGGCAGCUGUCGUCUUUCUUCAUCCUGCUCGUAGUUUUCACAACAUUACUACUGAUCUACUGUCUCGUUCCGUAUGGGGUAUCGUCAAGUUUCAGGUUACCGUCACUUAAACAGAGAAUCCAGGCGAGAAAGAUCUCCUCUGUGGAAGACGUGAAAGAUACUACAGCUAGGGUUUUGAAAGUAGAGAGUCGACCUCAAUCAAGAAAGCUGGCGUCAAAGCCCAACGAAAAGGCCAACCGCAUAAGGCUUUUGACCUUCAAGUAUUUUAGGACGUUCGAAAACUUUGCGUAUUUUUCGGAAUUCGCCCAAAACCGUUUGAAGUGCAAAAGAGGGAAACGCUGUAUGACAGCAACACCCGUCCGCCAUUACCACACAUGCGCAAUCGUGGGAAACGGCGGGAUUCUCCUGGACAGCAGUUGUGGGAACGAGAUCGACAAUCACAAUUACGUCAUCAGAAUCAACAUGGCGCCCAUCAAAGGUUAUGAAAAGGACGUUGGAAGCAAAUCGAACAUGACGUUCGUCAACCUACAGAAGACCCUGGAGCUACGGAAAGACCUGAUGUCCAGAAGAAAGAGGAAGGGGGUACUCAAAAACUUGGCUCCUCUAAACGGGAGCGUCAUCAGCUACGUCAAACCAAACACCGCUUCCGUUACACGGGCUCUGGAGGCGCUCAGUUCCGUGCUGAAGAAAAAUAACCUUGACGUCACCAUCACGUAUUCAUUACGUAAUGUACCGGUAGUGAUGACCAGGAUGCUUAGGUCAACCCUGAUUUCCGAGAUGAAGUCUCCAACAUCCGGUCUCAUCGCCUACAUCCUGGGAACGACGUUCUGUGACGUCAUCACCCUAUACGGUUUCUACCCGUUCACCACGGACAUGCGCAACAGGACGCUGUUUUAUCAUUACUAUGAUCAUAUUCCCGUUAAUCACAGAAAUAGGCAUAACUUUAAUAUUGAAUAUGACUUUCUCAGGUCUGAAAACCAGACUGCGUCGGUAAGAUUGGUUACGGACAUAUGUACAUGAAAUUAACAAAUAACGAAAUUUCAUCUGA
Branchiostoma floridae (Florida lancelet) is the source of this 1099-nucleotide messenger RNA. Its product is annotated as alpha-2,8-sialyltransferase 8B-like. Gene Ontology annotation, biological process: oligosaccharide metabolic process; N-glycan processing. The record is from RefSeq and is a predicted model, not a curated record. NCBI's taxonomy places the organism in Eukaryota, Metazoa, Chordata, Leptocardii, Amphioxiformes, Branchiostomatidae. The coding region runs from base 37 to 1071 and encodes 344 amino acids. The transcript has 6 exons. Gene Ontology annotation, molecular function: alpha-N-acetylneuraminate alpha-2,8-sialyltransferase activity.